Drosophila persimilis is the source of this 906-nucleotide messenger RNA. Its product is annotated as circadian clock-controlled protein. The record is from RefSeq and is a predicted model, not a curated record. Lineage: Eukaryota; Metazoa; Arthropoda; Insecta; Diptera; Drosophilidae. The transcript is spliced from 4 exons. Bases 53 to 850 code for a protein of 265 amino acids.
UUCAGACGUCUCGGAAUUCGGUUCACUUAACUCAGGCACUCAAACUGUAGUCAUGUCGCAACACUGGUCAUCAAACUGUAACAGCUGUGCGAGCCGACUUUUGGCGGUGAUUUUUGUGGUUCAGCUGGUGAAUGUUGUGUUGGUGCAUGCCUCGAACCAAAUUGACGUGGAAUCAGAUCUGCGGCACUUGCUGGGACACUGCCACAGCCAGGGUGAGGAGUACAAUGAUUGCAUGAAGCAGGUUUUUAACGAUCUGCGGGCGUACUUCACAACAGGCAUACCCGAUUAUCACAUAAAACCCUUUGAUCCCCAUCAUUCUGACUAUGUGGAACUGCGGCGAGGCGACGGGGUCCAUGGCAUCGGCAGCUUUCGCCUCGUUUUGCGCAAUGUUUCCGAGUACGGCUGGUCCAAGUCCGAGGUGACCAAGUUCCAUGCGGAUGCCGAAGAUCAGCGCAUUGUCUAUGCGCAAUAUUUCCCCGACAAAAGCCUGGAGGGUCAGUACGAGUUCUCCGGCAAGCUGCUGGGCACAGAGAUCAAGCGUCGCGGUCCCUGGAAUCUAACUCUCUAUGAUUACAGUCAGACCACCAGUGUAGUACGCGUGGGCGGACCGGGCUCUCUUCUCAAAAUCCAUGUGGAAGUCGAUCGCAUUGGCGGCAUGGAACUGCACAUUGGGGACCUUCUUAAGCACCCUCUCAACUCUCUGGCCGAUGGGGUCAUCAACAGCAUGUGGCAGCUGGGGCUGCCUUUUGUCAAGCCCAUGAUCAAUGAGCUGGUGAGCACUGCCUUCACGGACAUCUUCAACGAAUCCUUUCGUUACUUUCCCCUCGAGAGUUUCCUGAGUGCAACCUGAUCUAGUUUUAUACAUACUCGUAAUAUUUAAUGGAAACCCUUAGAGCAAGGCUAGUU